CAGAGCAGCCUCUUCAGGAAGCGAUCGCAGGAAGCUGGAGCCCAACACAUCGCCGAGAUUUGUUCUUUGGAAUUAUAAACUUUUUUUACGGCCUCUUUCGUUGAAAACACUUUCGGAAUGACGACCAUGUUAAGUUAGUGUGCGCUUUGCUUGACUCGUUAACGCAUUCAAGGGAAUACAUAUAUAAGUAUUGAAUGAGUUCUGUUGGCUGCCGAGCAGAGACCGUUUUGGGACAGCACCGGAGACAGACCGAGGGCGAGGGAAAACACGGCAAAGACCACUUUCGUUAAACCGCUCAACAUGAACCUCAUCGGGGGCUACCAGCAUCACCACCACCUGAUGCACGAGCCCUUCCCGUUCGUCCAGCGGUGUCACCAGGAUGCACCGUACUUCCAGAGCUGGGUGGUGAACCACGGCGAGAUGCCCCCGGACUUCCAGAUCCAGACCCCCUACCCGGCCGCGGAGCACGGAGCGCCCGGAACGACGCACGACGCCCGGCUGGAGGGGCUCCAGGCGGGGAUGGGGAAGAGGAGAACGUCGGGGCCGAAGAAGGAGCGCCGGCGGACGGAGAGCAUCAACACAGCUUUCUCCGAGCUCAGGGAGUGCAUCCCAAACGUCCCGGCGGACACUAAACUGUCGAAAAUUAAAACUUUACGCCUGGCCACCAGUUACAUCGCCUACCUGAUGGACGUCCUGGCCAAAGACACCGGGGAGACCGAGGGCUUUAAGGCCGAAAUUAAGAAAUUUGAAAACCGGGAUCUAAAGAGGAAACGUGAUCAGCUGGUACAGCCUGACGGGCUGCAGGAGGCAUUAGGAGCCGAGAAGAAGGCGAAGGGCCGGACCGGGUGGCCGCAGCAGGUCUGGGCUCUGGAGCUCAACCAGUGACCCCCCUCCUCCACUCCCACCCCCCUAAAAAACCCCGAGACUCUGGAUUCAAAUCAGAUAAAAAACCACUGCCUGACUGAACCUAAACACACCGCUGUGCAAGUGCAAUGAAGCACAAAAUGAGAGAAUUAAAGGACAACAUGCUAACAAGGUGAGGAGGAGAGCACCAUGGACACUCUGUUGAUCUUCUCUCUCCCGGUGUGGUUCACUCCACAGACAAUUCUGACUGUAGGUGUUUGAUAUCUGUGGUAUUUCUGUUUUUUGAUGUUUGUACUGUAGACCAGAUGUUGCCACGGUGUCAAAACACAUCUGUCUCCCCGGAAAAAUGUGUUUUUAUCUGGUGUCUUGAGUGGUGCUGUUUUACACAUGAGGACGUAAAGCAGAACAUAAACCGAACAAAUGGAGUAAAUGUAAGAUGAGGUCGGAUAGGAACAGCAUUACAGAUUAAAUCACAAAUAUUUUGUACACUUAUUUGGGCUCAGCUGGGUUUUUUCUGCCUGAAAUUCUUCGUAAUUUAUGACAAAUUAGUCACACGAGCCGCACGGCAGAGUUUUUGUGCAAUAACAAAGCAGUUAUAAACCCAAUUAUCUUAUAAUACUUUGCCUAUAAUUAUAACUUUGAAAGAAUAUUCUGGCAUAGACUACUUUAUUUGUUUUGCUCCGUGAUGCCAGCCUUUAGUAGAAAUAUUCAAACUAUCAAAACAUUUUAUACAAAUCGGAUUUAGUUUCAUUUUAUUACAAUGCUCAGUAGAACAGUUUUUAACGGUUCACAUUAGAAAACUGACGUGGUGUUAAAUCACACAAACCCAUUCAACUAUAAAACUUCUAUGAAUUAACUGAUAAACUCAUUAAAACCCAGGCAGGCCUUGUUGUAUAUGAUGUCGUGUAAAACGGAUAUGAAAAAAAGAAAUAUCGAAAACAUUUAAAGUCCUGGUGGGAGCCGAGCCCAGAGGAAACACAUUUUUUUGGGGAAUCUUUUUUAUUUGUUGUCACUGUUUCUUCCCUCUGAAUUUGGCAGUCAGAAUAUUUACAGUAUUAUUAAUCAAGUAUUUCCGGUUAGAUAUGUUACAGACAAACUCAAAUGGAGUCUUGAAUGUAGUCUACACUUUUCCGGCUGUUGUUGAUGUUUCUUGUUGAACAUUAUUGAAUUUACUGAAUCUACCUCAAAAUUAAUGUCACUGUCCGUCCUGAGACACAGAAUGUUCCGUUAACGCACAGCUUUCACUCCGACAAACACUAAAAACUAAAAAAAAGGUUUAUUUCUGUGCGACAUGUUGAUUGAAAUGUACAUUGGAUGUGAAGUUAUAUAUUGUUCCGUAAAUAAAUGAAUUAUUUUAAGUCACUUCA
This is a messenger RNA of Trematomus bernacchii (emerald rockcod), 2231 nucleotides long. Its product is annotated as heart- and neural crest derivatives-expressed protein 1-like. Gene Ontology annotation, biological process: regulation of transcription by RNA polymerase II; heart development. Bases 301 to 885 code for a protein of 194 amino acids. Gene Ontology annotation, molecular function: DNA-binding transcription factor activity, RNA polymerase II-specific; RNA polymerase II transcription regulatory region sequence-specific DNA binding; protein dimerization activity. The transcript has 2 exons. The record is from RefSeq and is a predicted model, not a curated record. NCBI's taxonomy places the organism in Eukaryota, Metazoa, Chordata, Actinopteri, Perciformes, Nototheniidae.